Molecule: messenger RNA, 1677 nt
Organism: Monosiga brevicollis MX1
Lineage: Eukaryota; Choanoflagellata; Craspedida; Salpingoecidae
Exons: 9
Coding region: 10-1677 (555 amino acids)
Source: RefSeq, a predicted model, not a curated record
GAGCAAGAGAUGGCAGAGCAACGAUCCAUAAAUCUCUUCUUGGCGGUGGCAAGCGCUUGCUUGCUGGUCAGUCUUGUGGCACCAGUCAAUGGCCAGGUGCAGGCAUCUGGCCCGACGGUUGCGUUGCCUUGUGGUCAGACCGUGACCGGUGUGAAUCAUGGCGACCACGUUUCCUACUUGGGCAUCCCGUACGCAGAGCCACCGGUGUCUCGCUUGCGGUUUCAGCCCGCACAGUUGGUGACGUGCCCCAGCAGCCACCUCAACGCCACCAGCUAUGGCCCGGCGUGUCAUCAGCAACUGCCGACCCUUGACCGCCCCCAGAGCGAGGAUUGCCUCAACCUUGAUGUCCAUGUGCCCAGUGCUCCCAUGACAUCGCAGGACGAAACACGGCCAACUCUGGUGUGGGUCUACGGUGGUAGCAACGUGGAGGGUUCAACCAGCAUGUACAUUGGCAUGCCCAAGCUUGCAGCCGCUGCUGACGCAUGCGUGUUCUCCAUGAACUAUCGCCUUGGCCCGCUCGGUUAUCUUGCCGUCGACGCGCUGGCCCUGGAUGAUGCGCGCGGGGUGGCAGGCAACUAUGGUUUGACGGAUAUCAUUGCCAGCUUGCAAUGGGUCCAGGCCAACGGGGCCGCGUUUGGCUGCUCUACCACCAACGUCACCAUCUACGGUCAAUCGUCUGGUGGCACCAACAUUUUGGCGCUCUUGGCCAACGAUGAGGUGGCCGGGCUCUUUUCCGCCGCCUACGCAUUAUCACCAUCAACUCGCCUUGACUUUACCCAGGCACACAUCCAGGAGCGCCAAACGCCUUAUUUGGCGAGCACGGUGUGUCAAGGCUUGGAGAAGCAACAUCUAGCCAACUGCCUGCGCUACGCGGCCGACGCCAAGGACUUGGUCAAGGCUAUGCCUUCCACAUGGAAUAUGGACCUCAAGAGCCUGGCACCUGGCGCAACACGGGAGAAUAACAACGACUUUGUGCCACUUGUCUACGUCGAUGGUGUCACAAUGAAAACAAGUCUGAAGAAUGCCCUUCAACAAGCGUGGGUUGAUGUGCCGCUGGUAAUCAGCUACACCAGCGACGAAACUUUGCUUCAACCCAUUGAUGAGGUCUUCAGCUGGACCAGCGCGGAUCUCGAACACUUUUUCAAGACAAACUUUAGUCACAUGGGCCCUGAUGUUGGUCAAAAGCUGAUUGGUUUGUACAGUCCUCUUACCAACCCACUCAAGACGUACUAUGAUUUUGCAGCAGAUGUGGGCAUGGUGUGUGGGGUGCAACAAGUCAUGUCCUGGGCCCAUGCUGGAUUUCAAUCACCGAGUGGUCUUAUUGAAUAUGCUAUGCCCCUGUCCCAACCCCUACACCUGAGCUUCAACGAGCCUGGACUGGCGUACCCCUUUCACAUCUGGGACUGGAUUGUCAUGGAGGCAGCCUGGAACUUUUUUGGCCUGACGUACACGCCAUCGGCCGCAGAGCUGGCGGCGCACGAGGUACUUCUGAACAUGGUUUCUGUCUUGGCACAUACCGGACGCUUCACGCUUGCGGAAUUUGGGGACGACGGCACCAUCAACGUGAUUGACAACACGACCACACCCGUGGUCACGGCAACGCCGGCCUACAAGCAGCAAUUGUGCAAUUCACUCACCAGCCUCGGGUUUGAUGACACGUUUUGGUGGAUCAAUUAG